Messenger RNA from Athalia rosae (coleseed sawfly), 1004 nucleotides. It is a transcript of the gene Gtpx, whose product is annotated as probable phospholipid hydroperoxide glutathione peroxidase. Gene Ontology annotation, biological process: response to oxidative stress. The transcript has 6 exons. The coding region runs from base 179 to 685 and encodes 168 amino acids. Gene Ontology annotation, molecular function: glutathione peroxidase activity. The record is from RefSeq and is a predicted model, not a curated record. Lineage: Eukaryota; Metazoa; Arthropoda; Insecta; Hymenoptera; Athaliidae.
GAUCGCAGUUCCGUAAUAGUCUACAGUCGCCGAACGAUUUUGAAGACGCAGAAAAGCGGUUAAACUCAAGGGAUAAACAACUAUUGUAAACACAAUUCAACCGACGCCACAUAAAGCAAGUCUUGUCGCAGCUAACGAGAAAAAAGUUGAAAUUAUAUCGUUCAAGAAAUAAACAGGCAUGAGCGGAAACCAAGAUUUUAAGAGCGCGUCGUCGGUUUAUGACUUUACAGCUAAAUCGAUCAAAGGAGAUGAAGUACCUUUGUCUAACUAUAAAGGCCAUGUUCUUUUGAUCGUCAACGUAGCUUCUAAAUGUGGACUCACGGCAACGAAUUAUAGAGAACUCAACGAACUUUAUGAUAAAUAUGCUGAAUCCAAAGGACUUCGUAUACUGGCAUUCCCCUGUAACCAGUUUGGAAAACAAGAACCUGGUGGGAGCGAUGAAAUUUGCAGCUUCGCCGAACGUCGUAAGGUGAAGUUUGAUAUGUUUGAGAAGAUCGAUGUCAAUGGUGACAACGCACACCCAUUAUGGAAGUACUUGAAAGAGGAGCAGGGUGGGCUCAUGGGCAGUUUCAUCAAAUGGAAUUUCACAAAGUUCAUCGUCGACAAAGAGGGAAAAGUUGUUGAACGACAUGGCCCCAAGGUUGAACCUAGCAAACUUGCGGUGCAUCUUGAAAAAUACUUCUAAAACCCGUUUAAACUUGCACGGUCGGCGAAUGUAACUAGGUGACGAUCUAUCUGCCUCCGUGCGUUUAAAAACUUUCGAUGUGCCUGGUGGCGGUGGCGGUGGUGAUGGUGCCGCUGCAGACAUGAGACAACAAACGAUCAUUUGCGAGUUUCUACAUUUAUCAAGGUCGAAUAUAAGUCGAAAGAAAGGAGGUGCGUUGUGUGCACAUACGUACGUAUCAAUGUGUACGCCUUUUAUAAUCUAACACGACGAAUUUAUACUUGAAAUGUCGCACGUGAAGAGCAAUUAUUUAUUAAACAAUAAAUCGGACCUCCGUGUU